CACAGGAAAACGGUAUCGACGGUUAUUUUGCCUUUUCAUUGGCUACACAUGAUGUUGGGAGGUGACAUGCCACCGACGCUACUGUGGCGGGGCCCACGACAACGUUGAAGUGGUCGGCCAUGAUAUCCUGUGUCCACCAUCAUGGCGGUAUUUCUCUGCCGUCGUUCAUCUCUCGGUCCGAGUCCUGGGAUCGUGCUGCUGAGGGGCGGUGAUGCAAAGUGCCGCUACUGGCUCCAUUCGCACACAAUCCAGCAGCCCACAGUCCGGGGGCUUGUUUCUUCUGGGGAGUCGCUAUCCUCGAUGCAUCCUUCGCUGGAUAGCCGGGAGCUUUGGUUCCUUUUGCCCUCUGUCUUGGGACGAUUGAACACGGCCUGCGCCCAUGAUUCAUCAAAGGUCAUUCAGCGGCAAAGUCCAUCUCGUCGUAACGGUCUCGAUCGCAUCCGGAGAGUGUGCAAUGGUGUCUGCCCGUCUUCGGCGAAUCGGUGGCAAUCUCGACUCUGUGCCUUUCGAUUCAAGAAACCUUGUGGGCGAUGGUUCAGGACACAGGACAUCGUCAUUCGCGCAACGCUACGACUAUUCAUCAUGGCGUAAUCCUCCAGAAUGCGGAUGCUCCUCUCAAAACAAAUGGACUUUGUCAGGAAGCAGACCGCGUACCCCGGUCUGUUCCCAGAGCUGUAAAUGCGGUCGCAGUGUUCCCUGAUCAUGACUAAGACACUAUUGUGCCACCUCGUCAAGAAUCAAGACUGGUGAGUUACAGCAAC
Molecule: messenger RNA, 761 nt
Organism: Colletotrichum navitas
Lineage: Eukaryota; Fungi; Ascomycota; Sordariomycetes; Glomerellales; Glomerellaceae
Exons: 2
Coding region: 142-591 (149 amino acids)
Source: RefSeq, a predicted model, not a curated record